UGUGGUAGUGCCGUGAACGGACGUCCGGACAGGAGAGUGUUGAACACGGUCGCGGCCAGCGGCUCCAGCAUCACAAUGCCCACCCCGACGAGAAUUUUGCGGCGGCCUGGUGGCGAGAGAUGAGCACGACGACGAGCACGCACGCGAAACCGCGCGGACGCACCUGACGGAACAGGACCUGGCGAGCGUUAGGCAGACUGGCUGCGACAUGCGUAGCCUGCAGAAAAUCGCGCAGCGGCAAGAGCAGUUCGGCAGUGCCCGAGGCGCGCACGCGUGCGUGUUUGUGUGACCAUGACGGUCCUGGCUCGGAGAUCAUCACGUCCUCGACGCGCUCUUUCCCAUCCUCGAGGCCACUAACGCUAGCACAAACAUGGCAUUGCCCAUCCCCCCGCACGACCUCCUCGUCGUCCCCGUCGCCCAUCCCGAGCGCACCGCGCUCCGCCAACAGUGCUACGACGUCCGCAUUGCCGUCUUUCACUGCGAGCAGGGCUUCCCGCUCGACACCGAGAUCGAUGACCUCGACGACGCGGCGACGCACAUCCUCUUGCGGCUCGUGCCCUCGCACGAACCAGUCGGUACCAUCCGCUGCACGAAGCACGACGGGUACUACAAGCUCAGCCGCCUCGCCGUCCUCAAAGACUACCGCCAAUUCCGCUUCGGCCGGGCUCUGGUUCUCGCCCUGCACGACUACGCAAAGAAGGACGCGAAGCACACCCCCGGCGACCUUCCAUUCGUCACGAUCAAGGCCCACUCCCAGAUCCCUGUCAAGGGCUUCUACGCGAGAUUUGGAUACGAGUCCCAGGGUGAUGAGUUCGAUGAGGACGGAGCUCCGCAUCAGUUGAUGGUCGCUCGCUUGCCGAUAUCCGAUGCAGACAGUUAGGGGGAAACACUCGUGCAUUGGUCGUAAAGGUCGUAAGCGUAUGUACAUGGGAGCGGAGUGAAGAGCUAGCAAUACAGCAUAUAGGAGAGGGGAGUGGUAUACAGCGAUACAACACUUGUGCGAAGUCCGUGUGGGUGUAACGUCAUAAAUGGUGCAACUAAAGGCAUAUGAGGUCGAAACGUGCAUGCUCUAAGGACGUACUCCCGCUCCGCUGCAACUCUGCAAGAAGGUAUAUUGGAGGGUCACUCACAAAUGUGGACCCUCCUCCCAAAUACAAGCAUGAACUGGAGAUGUGAGAAGAAAAUCAUCAUGGAAAGUCUGUUACAAGAAUCAAGCAGCGAUGCCAAAC
Messenger RNA from Laetiporus sulphureus 93-53, 1229 nucleotides. RefSeq names its product acyl-CoA N-acyltransferase. Gene Ontology annotation, molecular function: acyltransferase activity, transferring groups other than amino-acyl groups. The transcript has 4 exons. The record is from RefSeq and is a predicted model, not a curated record. Bases 371 to 880 code for a protein of 169 amino acids. Lineage: Eukaryota; Fungi; Basidiomycota; Agaricomycetes; Polyporales; Laetiporaceae.